Molecule: messenger RNA, 1966 nt
Organism: Leptonychotes weddellii (Weddell seal)
Lineage: Eukaryota; Metazoa; Chordata; Mammalia; Carnivora; Phocidae
Source: RefSeq, a predicted model, not a curated record
CUCCGACUCCAGCGCCGCGCGGCCGGGGAGCGCCGAGCACAGCGGGAUCGGACGCUGCGAGGCGCGGCGUCCAGAAAAGGUUCAUUCGGACUCCCACCGCUUUAGGACACAAGGUGCUGACCCCAGGGACCUGCCAUGAAACCACACUUGAAGCAAUGGAGACAACGAAUGCUUUGCGGGAUAUUCGCUUGGGGGCUCCUCUUCGUGGUGAUGUUCAUUUACUUCACCGACAGCAACCCAGCUGAGCCUGCACCCAGCUCCUUCUCCUUCCUGGAGACCAGGAGGCUCCUGCCCAUGCAGGGGAAGCAGAGGGCCAUCAUGGGCGCCGCGCAGGAGCCCUCCUUGCUCCAGAGCGUGGGUGCACACAAGGGCCUGCUGGACGGACGCCCGUCGGGCCCCUUCCACAGGGCGCCGGGCGACCUGUCGCAGUGGGCCCAGGUGCAGGAUGGGUUUGAAAGUGACGAAGAGUUCUUUUCAUCCCCGAUCGGGAGGAAAUCGCAAAGUGCUUUCUACCCGGAGGACGACGACUACUUUUUUGCCGCGGGUCAGCCAGGGUUGCAGAGCCACACUCAGGGCACGCCGGGAGCCCUCUCCCCCCGGGACCAAGGCCGGUCGGAGGGGGCUGCACCAGCCCGCCAGGCGCAGAGAAGGCGGGCGGGGAAGAGGCAGCGGAAAGCCGGCGGGAGCCUGGUGCUGGAGCACGGCGACGACGGGGACAGGCUGUACUCGUCCAUGUCCAGGGCCUUCCUCCACCGGCUCUGGAAGGGAAACGUCUCGUCCAAGAUGCUCAACCCGCGGCUGCAGAAGGCCAUGCAGGACUACCUGAGCGCCAACAAGCACGGCGUGCGCUUCCGCGGGCGGCGGGCGGCCGGGCUGAGCCGCGCCGAGCUGCUGUGCGCGCUGCGGAGCCGGGUGCGGGUGCGCACGCUGGACGGCAAGGAGGCGCCCUUCUCGGCGCUCGGCUGGCAGAAGCUGGUUCCCGCCGUGCCGCUGAGCCAGCUGCACCCGCGCGGCCUCCGGAGCUGCGCCGUGGUCAUGUCGGCCGGCGCCAUCCUCAACUCCUCCCUGGGCGAGGAGAUAGGAAAAGAGCUGACAGUAUUUUUUGCCAGUGAUAAAAUGCAAGCUUUCAACCAUGAACUUGGAACUGAACCCAAGUUCCUCUAUCCGAUGCACAGCAAAGCCAUCACUGAGACAUCAGCGGCUUCUAAUUUUCUCCCCGCCGCAGGAAUCCUCAUCAUGAUGUCCCUGUGCAGCGAAGUGCACGUGUACGAAUACAUCCCAUCGGUCCGGCAGACGGAGCUGUGCCACUACCACGAGCUGUACUACGACGCGGCGUGCACGCUUGGCGCCUACCACCCGCUGCUCUACGAGAAGCUGCUGGUGCAGCGGCUGAACACCGGCGCCCUGGGCGACCUGCACCGCAAGGGCAAGGUGGUCCUACCCGGGCUCCGGGCCGUGCGCUGCCCCGCGCCCAACCCCGCCGGGCCGGCCUCCUGAAGAGGGGCUCUUGAGAAGCGAUGUGCAAUAAGGUACUACUGUUGUGCUCUGAGUCACAGGAGAAUACUUGAAGAUCUCUUUUAGGCAAUGUAGUCUUCAGCCUUUAGACUGUAACGUAGCGGUGGCCACGAGAAUUCUUCUUUUUCUAAGCCAUUGAGUAUUUAUUACUGCUUUGAAUACAGAAAUGGAAUUUAAAAGGAAAAAAUGCUCAAGAAAGAUGCAAAAAAAAAAUGCUAAAAAGGGGGGGGGGCAAACGAAUGACAAAUGAGUAUUGUACCUCCAGAAAUGUUAACCUUUUUUUAUGCCGUGGGCAUCCCUGAUGAGGGUUGGUUUGGGCUACAGGUUUCCGUGAUGUACCUGAUGUUACGAAGUGGUUUAUACACUCUUGUUGAGGUACAGUAUCUGUAGCACCUACUGUGUUACUUGUACAUUCAUUCGUUAUUAAAGAUCCUAGCGUUUAUGACAAGCA